CUUUGGAUGUGCUUAGGCCUUAUUAUUCAGAUAUACUCUUGAACGACAUACUUGUCUGAACUUGGUCUGAACGGUCUGAACACGGACGAUGGUGAAAACAGGGUGCCUGGGGCGAUUUGAUCAAGGUUUGUGAAAUUUACACGUGAUGUUUUACAUGUAGAAGGCCCAUGAAGGGGAGAACUUUCAAAUGUCACGUGAAUAAUAUGCCCUCCGGCGCCCUGUUUUCACCGGCGUCCCUGAACACAGGUUCCAGGCUUUUCACUCUGAAGGUUGAGCUACAUUAUCAGUGAUCGUUCAGGAAAUUAUGUGCAUGAUCUGCAGACCCGUGAUUGCGAGACUCCCUUGAUAUCGGGUCCCUUAAUCACUGAUUUUUUCUGGUCUUUCCUGAGCCUGGUCGCAAUGCGAAAGCUGCUUCUUCUGUCAAGUUCCUCCUACCACGGAGCUGAAGGGUUCCUAGGAUGGUGCGGUGAUCUUCUUACAGAGUUCCUCGGGAAGGAGGUUUCUCGUGUGUUAUUCGUGCCAUAUGCCUUGUUCGACUACAAUGAGUACACUACGACUGUGCGAGACCGGCUAAAGCAGCUCGGCUAUGAGGUGGAUGGCAUACACGAGCUGGAGAACCCGCUGCAGGCCGUGGAGCAGGCUCAGGCCAUCUUCGUCGGCGGCGGCAACAGCUUCCGGCUACUGAAGACGAUGUACGACCACCGGCUGGUGGACGCCGUCCGCAAGCGUGUGCUGCAGGACGGCAUGCCGUACAUCGGCUCCAGCGCCGGCACCAACCUCUCCACGGUGAGCAUCUGCACCACCAACGACAUGCCGAUCGUGCACCCGCCGACGUUCGAGGCGCUGGCCCUGGUGCCGUUCAACAUCAACCCGCACUACAUCGACCCCGAUCCCAGCAGCACGCACAUGGGCGAGACGCGAGAGAAGCGCAUCAGAGAGUACCACAUGUACGCCGACCGGCCGCCCGUGCUUGGUCUCAGGGAGGGCAGUGCGCUCCUGGUACUCGGGGACAAGGCUGUGCUGAAGGGUCCGACAGGCGCGAAGCUGUUCAAGCCCAAGGAAGAAGCUGAGGUGUUUGAGUCUGGGUCCGAUGUGAGCUUCUUGUUGAAGUGAAUCGAUGUCGAUGUGAUAAGUCGAUUGGUCAUAAAUCAAAUAGGAUCAUGAUUGUUCAAUAUGUUCAUAGUAACUGUCACCUGAUAUUGCUAAAUCAAAGUAGAUUUUUAUUCCAGUCUUGAGUAUUAUCAGGAAAGUGGCUAAUUUAACAACAAAUGGUACAAUCGACAUGGUUGGAGUGGGCGCCUUGGGUAUGGUAAAUAGUAGGGGUAAUGUUGAAGAUGUGAUUCUGUACUGGGUUGUGCGUUUUCCGUCUUAUACAGCCAUGCGCGGAAAUGUCAAACGUGGUGUCGUGAUCGAAUGUCAAGAUUUUGUUUUCAUUCAGUUGCUAUAUACCGGCCGUUUUUAUGCACGCGAGCACAUAGUUAUUAUGCUGGCUGUUUCCUUGUUAUCGUUGAAUACGAUCGGCAACAUUACUUACCUACUCACUGUGGAUGCUUAACAAUAAAGGGAUGAUUUGCUGUGA
Molecule: messenger RNA, 1579 nt
Organism: Amphibalanus amphitrite
Lineage: Eukaryota; Metazoa; Arthropoda; Thecostraca; Balanomorpha; Balanidae
Product: alpha-aspartyl dipeptidase-like
Exons: 2
Coding region: 400-1113 (237 amino acids)
Biological process (GO): proteolysis
Molecular function (GO): serine-type peptidase activity
Source: RefSeq, a predicted model, not a curated record